CCUCCAAGACCAACCAAGCAAAGCCAAACCUAUUUUUCUUUUUUUCCUGUUUUUUUUUUUUUUUUUGGGGGUAUAGUAUUACUACUGUUUGCUAUAAAGAACUGAAAUGUAUCUUUCUUUCUAGAUUCUCUCUGCAAAUUCUGAGGUAUUAUUAUCUACUUUGCGAAGAGAGUGUUUCUUGAGAAUCCCCAAAUAAACCCCCUUUUUCCGCUAUCUCCCUUUUUAGAUAGCAGCUCUCCAAUCUUUCUCUCUUGCGCCUUUGUCUGCACUUUUUUUGUUUGUUUCACUAACUUUCUCUUCUUCUUUGGCUUCUUCUGAUUGCUUUGCCACAACAUUAACAUGGAUGAGUGGAAAAGGACUAGUGGGCAAAUUCCAGCAUUUGGAGAUUGGGAGAAUGCAAAUGAAAUGCCAAUAACUCAGUACUUCGAGAGUGCAAGACAAGCUGGAUUGAUUCGAUACAGUUCCUCUUCUGGAGAAUGUGAUCAGUACAUGCAUGGUCACGGUUCUUCUGAUUUAUAUGCUUCUGAUCUCAAGAAACCACCUUCUCGUGAUCUUGGUCCUCCAAUAAAGACAAGGGGGAGGGAGAGGAGAGUCCCACGUGUGAAAGAGCAGAAGAAACUAGGCAAAGUCUGUGACGUGACUGAACCGCCAAGGAAACAACACAUGUCUAUGUACACUGUGUCGCAUGGUAAAAACGACAAUGACGUUCCUCAUCCACGUCCAAAAUUGCCUACCAGGCCUACAAAAGCGGUCGACGAGGAUCUCUAUAAAAUCCCUCCUGAGCUCCUUCACUCUUACAAGCGGAAGAAGAAGAUGUCAGGGUUCUUUUCAUGCUUUGCGCCUGCCUGCGCUUCAUAGAUUUGCAUUUGGUUAAGAGAUUGCGUAUGUGAAGAAGAAGAAGGAGAA
Messenger RNA from Jatropha curcas, 906 nucleotides. RefSeq names its product ubiquitin hydrolase. NCBI's taxonomy places the organism in Eukaryota, Viridiplantae, Streptophyta, Magnoliopsida, Malpighiales, Euphorbiaceae. The record is from RefSeq and is a predicted model, not a curated record.